AUGAGGCUCAUAAGUCAUAGGGUUUGCUUCAUUCUUGCCAUUGGAGCUCUAGUGUCGAUGUGCCUCUUCAAAUCUCACCAUCUCCGCCUCUUUUCAUGGUUAUUGAGUAAGUCUUGCAUAGAAAUUCUAGGAAACAGAGAAAGAGAUUGUGAAGAUGAUGAAGGCAGUAACGAAGAUGAACACACAAAGUUAUGGCUUCUUCAGCAUGCCUCCAUAAGCAACAUUUUCUCUUUAUUCCUCCCAGCACACCUCUCAUCUCUCUUGCAACAUGUGAAAUCAAAGCUGCAGGAAGGGAAAAGGGAAAUAAAAGCAGUGGCUCUCAAGGUGUACUCAGCAUAUGCUCUUGGACCAACAAGGCUAUAUCCUAAAGCCGGAGUAGACCGAAAGGAUCUCAAGAGGAAAUUUCCUAAAUUCAUAUAUAAUGAGGACACAGCUGUGGAGAAAACUUGGAAGGUACUGGGCUGGAAAUUCACUCAGCUCAACUCUGAUAUGGAGGAUGCGACCUCUCAGCUAAAAACAGGAGAUACCCUCAAUGGUGCAGCUCUAAGAACCGAUGAAGUUGAGGCUGAUGGAACUUGGAACAAAGCAACUAUUCCUUAUGUGACAAAGGCAUUACAGGAAAUACUUAGGUGGAAACUUAAAUUUACUAAGAACUAA
Molecule: messenger RNA, 657 nt
Organism: Eruca vesicaria subsp. sativa (arugula)
Lineage: Eukaryota; Viridiplantae; Streptophyta; Magnoliopsida; Brassicales; Brassicaceae
Source: the annotation of a GenBank genome assembly